Molecule: messenger RNA, 694 nt
Organism: Copidosoma floridanum
Lineage: Eukaryota; Metazoa; Arthropoda; Insecta; Hymenoptera; Encyrtidae
Molecular function (GO): odorant binding
Source: RefSeq, a predicted model, not a curated record
ACACUCAUAUCCAACGAAAGUUUGUGCUACUGUCCAGACUCACUGAAAAUCUUUCGUCUUUUUAUAUAGCACGAUGAAGUUGCUUAUUCUAACAUUUGCUUUGUACAUUGGCUUCGUUUUAUCGCAAGAAUAUAAUAAAGAAUCACAACGCCACAAACGCAAUUAUAUAACAAGUCGGCAAAACUUUUGCUACAAUGAAACUGGAUUUGAUAAAGAGAAGCAUACACAAAUACGACUUACACGUGCAUACCCAUUGGACAUCAGUUAUUUUUGUUUCGUGGGCUGUGCUACGACCCAGCCUAAAGGAUUGUUUCUCUCCACGAGAAGUAUGAACACAACUUUUCUUCUAGAGGCUUUAACUCGAACAUUCACGGUCGAGGAAGCAAAUAAUAUUAUUGAUAAGUGCAAAGAUAUAAAUACAAACGGUCUGUGUGCUACUGGAAGGAGUAUUCAUGAGUGCUUUGCUAAACAAGGAUUCAUGAUCGCAGAUUGGAUUGGAUACCUAGAUGGAGACAUUGUUUAGCUGCAAAUAGUUACUUAAAUAUUUUCUGCACCAUUUAUUUGUGCAAAUAUCAAUAUUUUUGACUAUUAUCACAAAGCUUUAUUUGAAAUUUCUUGCUUAAGAGUUCUAACUAUGUAACAGGUAUCUGAUACACUUCGUGCUUCAUUAAAACUGUCAAAAUUACUUGGAAGU